Messenger RNA from Anopheles coustani, 543 nucleotides. RefSeq lists its product as uncharacterized. Bases 1 to 543 code for a protein of 180 amino acids. The record is from RefSeq and is a predicted model, not a curated record. The transcript is spliced from 2 exons. NCBI's taxonomy places the organism in Eukaryota, Metazoa, Arthropoda, Insecta, Diptera, Culicidae.
AUGGACUCCAAAAAAAUGAAACACGACGGAAAUCUUUGCCGUAAGCGUAAGCGGAUGCUUGAAUCUUUAGACCGUGAUAUUGAAUCACAAAUGCAGCCAUUUAAUCAAGCAGGGGGAGCCUUUCCAACUUUGCCGGAUCUGGGAAUAGAUGUUACUCCGGAAGAAGCAUCAAACUUGUUAAUAUCGAGUGCUUCUAAUGAUCCUAACCCUGAUAACAGUGAAGAUGAGUGGGAGGAUGUAGAAGAGGAAAAUAUAACGGCUGAGGACUAUGACCAAGAUGAAGAGGAUGGUCCUUAUAGCUUUGUAAACUAUUUAUCGUUAACGGAUGCACUGAGACAUGCAGCCGUAACGUAUCGGCUGUCUAGUAUUGCUGUGGGAGCCAUCUUGGCGAUAAUUAGAAAAAAUACCAACGGUAAAGUUCCGAAGGCUUCUCGAACGCUAAUGAAAACACCCUAUAAGGUUGGUAGUCAGAUCAAACAGAUCGCAAAUGGUCGAUUAUGGUAUUAUGGAAUAGAAAAAGUCAUCCUAAACUAUUUCGAGUGA